Messenger RNA from Phaeodactylum tricornutum CCAP 1055/1, 1174 nucleotides. RefSeq lists its product with no specific name. Bases 90 to 1013 code for a protein of 307 amino acids. NCBI's taxonomy places the organism in Eukaryota, Bacillariophyta, Bacillariophyceae, Surirellales, Neidiaceae. The record is from RefSeq and is a predicted model, not a curated record. The transcript has a single exon.
CUCAUAAAAUCAAUCAACCGCCAAACAAAACGAGAACACUCAUUAACAGUAACAUCAAUAUCAUCAACAAAAGCAACACCAAAAGCACCAUGCCAUCCAACAACAAUUCAUCCGCCUCUGAGCUUGCCGUUUACGCCAACCUCGUAUCCUACAAGUACGAUGGAGACAGCAAGACCCACAGCGCCAACCGUGGUGGAGAUGCCAACGACAUGUCCGUCUACGGCAAUGCCGUCAAGGUCUCCCUCCACGGACUACCCGUAGCAGGCCUCACCGACGACGAUGACGACUCCAGUGUGGUCAACGACGGACGUCUGCUCGUCAAAGACCCGCAGGUGGUCGCUGCACAAGAAGAAGACGUCAAGGACGAGCAGAGCAUUUCAGUGGACGAAAGCCAACUGCUGUCGACCCGCAAGGCCUUUGCUCCGUGCACGGACCCCAAUUCCAUCAUCAAGGUGUCCUUGGAUCAUCGUCGUGGCUUCCUCGGACGUCGCGGGAACGUUCGCGUACUGGAUUCUGCCGGCAAGCCCUUCGCCGGCGGCGUCCAUCUGAAAGAGUUCCAGCGUCAUUUGCUCCGCCCCAGCUACUUGCUGCGGACAGCCAACAAGACACCGGUCGCUUUGUGUGUCCAGCAAAAUGCACAAACAGGAUCGUCGACCAAGGUCUUCAACAUCUACUCUACUCGCCAAGGUGUCACCGCUGACGUGACCAAAGUGGUCCAUGUUGCCGGUGUCAGCUACUACCCGGCAUACCGAGUUGAAUUGGCCUCUGCGGCGAGCGAUUGCGUUGUUUCCACAUGGACCGGCAAAGAAUCGGUGCCCAUCUGGGAGCUGAGAACCGAUGCGAAUACUGUGACGAUCCAAGACAUCAAUGUAGGCCGCAUACUCGGAAGUAUUGAGCAACACGAGGGUUUGAAGACUGGCUGCGACAUUGUCUUGAACGCCGGUGUUGACCCAGCACUCGUCUUGUGCGUCGGUACCAUCUUGGAAGCAAGCUGUACUGCCGUGAAAGCGUAGGCUUUUCAGUCAAGUGUCUCACGAAAGGUGAUACCGUGAAGCCUCUUAUCUACUUGUUACUCUCCCAACACAACCCCGUCCAGAUCGCCUUCGUGUCCUAAAACCCUUAAAAUAGAAAGACUACAGUAAAUUAUAGUUGUGUGAAAAUUCUGUUUGGUUCC